AUGGUUCGGAAGCUCAAACAUCAUGAACAGAAGCUUCUUAAGAAGGUUGACUUCCUCAACUGGAAGCAGGAUAACGGUCACCGCGAUGUCAACGUCAUGAGAACGUACCACAUCCAAAACCGUGAGGAUUACCACAAAUAUAACCGGAUUUGCGGGGAGAUCCGCAACUUGGCCAACAAGCUUCUGAUGCUAUCACCAACCGACCCUUUCAGAAUAAAACACGAACAGUUAUUGCUUGAAAAAUUGUAUGCGAUGGGGGUGUUGCAACUGAAGCUGAAGAUCUCUGACCUUGAAAACAAAGUGACGGUGCUGGCAUUCUGUAAGCGUCGGAUUCCCGUGGUGAUGGUUCGGCUAAAGAUGGCAGAAUCGGUACAAGAUGCCACUACGUUCAUUGAAGGGGGCAAUGUUCGUGUGGGUCCCAACGUCAUCACUGACCCGGCGUACUUGGUGACGCGGAACCUUGAGGACUACUUGACUUGGGUUGACCGGAGUAAGAUCAAGCGCAACUUGCUCAAAUACAAGAAUAAGAUUGAUGACUAUGACUUGGCGUGA
Messenger RNA from Diutina rugosa, 552 nucleotides. RefSeq names its product snoRNA-binding rRNA-processing protein. The record is from RefSeq and is a predicted model, not a curated record. Gene Ontology annotation, molecular function: snoRNA binding; structural constituent of ribosome; rRNA binding. Gene Ontology annotation, biological process: rRNA processing. Bases 1 to 552 code for a protein of 183 amino acids. Gene Ontology annotation, cellular component: small ribosomal subunit; small-subunit processome; Mpp10 complex. The transcript has a single exon. NCBI's taxonomy places the organism in Eukaryota, Fungi, Ascomycota, Pichiomycetes, Serinales, Debaryomycetaceae.